AUGUGUAAAUUUGUUGGAAUUUGUAGUAUUUCGUAAUAGAUAAAAACAAAUUCACGUCGUUCGAUCUUUAUUAAAGAUAUAUAAAUUUGCGUGAGUAGUAUUGGGAUAGAUAUUCACGCGAUUCGUCUCGAAUAUCUCGUAUUGAUCAUACUGAUUUGUUUUCAAAGAUAUGAAACAAACUUGUUUAUUAUGAAAGACGAGAAGAGAUAUACUGUUCUCCUCUUUCGUGCAUAAAAUUAAUAUUAUUUUAAUACGUACAUAAAUAUGUAUACGAGUUAAUGGUAUUUUACUAUGUAUUUAGUAUUUUUAUAGACAACUGAUUAACGGAACAAAAAACAGUCCUUAUUAUGAUUCUCUUUAUAUUAAACAACUUUUAUUAAAUAUUUUCACAUCUUCAAAAACAACGGAGAAAUUCUGUGUAAUUUAGCAUCGCUUUAGUAAUUUAUAACGAAUUGUAUUUUUCCGAUUUCAUGUCGGAUUUUUCUAAAAAUUAUUUUGUCUCGUUUCCGUUUAUAUUUUAAUUUCUCUGAUGCUGGAAGCAUGUCAACGUUCUUUUUUUUUUUGUUUUUAAAUAUCGACAGGUAUUUUGAUCAAAGCGUCUGUCAACGACGACAGAAGCAGCAAGAAAACGGAAACGAAAAUUCAGAGGGACUUGAAAGAGUUGAUCGAUCGGCACGUGUCGAUCUUUGGAUCGUCAACGACUACGGAACAACACGGUGGAAACAACAAUCCGUUGCAGAAUUUCUUUGUCGACGAGAUGAAUCUGACCAAGAGGACGUUGGAUCUUAUUCGCGGUGACGUGGGAACCUCGCGCCUCGAGGACGCUAAGACUCCCACACGCUGGAUGGUGAACUGGAGAUAUGGACCGAAGGAAGCUCUCUCUUUUGUUAAAGGAUUAUUGUCCAGGUACCAAGCUCUGGAAUCCAUCUUGACCAUCUCCUCGUCUGUGGUUGACAUGUCGCGGCUGGCAAGGCCACGAGCCUUUCUGACCGUUCUCAAGCAACACACCGCGCGAGAAACGCGCCAACCCAUGGAGAAUCUUCGACUUUGCGUGAACUGGCUCGAGAAUCGAAGAAACGACGAUUGGAAGAUAUCGUUGAUCAUCGAAGGUCUACUGAUAUCUGGAGCUCUGAUAGAAGAUGGCGGCCUGAAGGAUCUCGAUGCAAAUGCAGCGUCCGUUGCGACCGCGCCCAGCUGUCAGAUUGCAUUCUUACCAGAGAAUUACAACGACGACCAAGCAAGAAACAAAACGUUGAGUGAUUGUCUGGAAAAUAGAAAUUCGGACGAUAUUCUCAACGUCCCGGUUUACGCGAAUUCGCAAAGAGAUGCGUUAAUCUGCUCACUUCCGGUUGGAUGUCCCAGAGAGGAUCACGACGACUGGCUACGACGAGGGGUCGCUUUUCACCUAAAAUUAAUUUAG
Heterotrigona itama is the source of this 1420-nucleotide messenger RNA. Lineage: Eukaryota; Metazoa; Arthropoda; Insecta; Hymenoptera; Apidae. The record is from the annotation of a GenBank genome assembly.